Ixodes scapularis (black-legged tick) is the source of this 1084-nucleotide messenger RNA. RefSeq lists its product as uncharacterized. NCBI's taxonomy places the organism in Eukaryota, Metazoa, Arthropoda, Arachnida, Ixodida, Ixodidae. Bases 128 to 1084 code for a protein of 318 amino acids. The transcript has a single exon. The record is from RefSeq and is a predicted model, not a curated record.
UAGUAGCGUAACCUACUGGUCUUCCCUGGCAACCACAUUGAAAAGAAAAACAGACGCGUGGAAAGGAAGAGACAUUUCAAUUUUCGCUAGAGCCAGCGUUUGUAAUAUAUUUCUGGCUUCAAAACUUAUGUACGUGCUCCAGGUACUUCAUUGCUCUCGAACCAACAUCCAAAAAAUUCAUCGAAUAUUUGCUACGUUUAUAUGGUGUUCAACUUGGGAACCCAUAAAAAGGGAUAACCUUUUCCUUCCCCUGGAAUAUGGCGGUUUAGGAUUGUGCCAUGUAUUUGUCCGUCAGUUGGUCUCCCGAUUUUUUUUCUUUAAGAAUGCCAAUCACGAUUUCCUCAGAGUAAUGCUCCAACGACGUCUUGCUGAGAGUUUAAAUUAUCUGGUUGUUUCAAAUGGCGAAAUUUUCCAAGGUAGGCCUUGGGGCUUUCUAAAGGAGGUGGUAGACACAUUUAGCUUUCUCAAAGCGAGGUUUUCACUGGAAUAUCUGUUCAGUGUGUCCAGAAAGGAAUUGUCAAGAAGCAUUACCGAAAGCCUGUUUUCUCUUCCACUUUAUCGUACCCGCUUCACGCUGGAACCCAUCAGUGACGUAUUUAAAAGAGUAAAGAAAAUGGGAGUGCCUCCGUCAACCAAGACGUUUUUCUUUAAACUCCAUACGUCCACUUUGCCCGUAAAAACUUAUCUCCAAAAAAGGGGAAUAUUUGUUCCCUGGACAGUUAAUUGUAGAUUAUGUAAUAAGCCAGAGACGAUAGAGCACUGUUUUAUAUACUGCAAUGACGCGUUUUUAUUUUGGGACGUGCUACAACGCACGCUAAAAAAAGACUUAGUCCUCAACGAUUACAGCCUUCGCUUCCUACCGUUUUCAGAAAACGAGACCGUCCCGUAUGACAUGUUCGCGCUUCUGGGAUUACAUAGUCUCUGGAAGUGUCGUAUGAUAGAUAGGCAUGCGGAGAAACCACGCACGACGAAAUCGCUUUUUUUACAACAAGUGGCGCAAGUCAGAAGUAUCUAUGCCUCAAAACUAAGCCAACCUGACUGGUUCCCCAUGUUUGAUGCAUGCCUUGGGCUUCCGGAUUUUUGA